AGCUAUCUUUCUCUUUCCUUUCAUUUAGAAAUGGCAUCUGCGUCGAUUUGUUUGUGUUGAAUACGUAACGUAACAAAAUAUAAACGAAGUGUAAAAUCAGACCAGAGCAAUAAUUUAAAGUGAAAUCUCAAGAUGGGAGUACCAGCAUUCUUUCGCUGGUUGAGCAGAAAAUACCCCAGUGUCAUUGUUGAAUGUAUUGAACAGAGGCCAACCGACGUUGAUGGCGAACUUGUCUACAUUGACUCUUCACUCCCAAACCCCAAUGGGGUGGAGUUUGACAACUUGUACCUGGACAUGAAUGGUAUCAUCCAUCCUUGUACCCAUCCUGAAGACAAGCCUCCCCCUAAGGAUGAGGAUGAGAUGAUGGUGGCUAUCUUUGAGUGCAUCGACAGGCUGUUCCGCAUUGUGCGACCCAGGAAGCUGUUGUACAUGGCUAUUGAUGGAGUUGCACCUAGAGCAAAAAUGAACCAACAGCGUUCCCGUCGUUUCCGUGCGUCCAAGGAGACUCAGGAAAAGAUUGACGAAAUCGCUCGCAUCCGCAGCGAGUUGCUGGCUAAGGGCGCAUACCUGCCCCCUGAGAGGCCCAAAGAAGCUCACUUUGAUUCCAACUGCAUCACUCCAGGGACACCAUUCAUGGACCGACUAAGCAAAUGUCUUCACUAUUAUAUACAUGAUAGAUUAAAUAAUGAUCCAGGAUGGAAGGGCAUUAAAGUAAUCCUGUCGGAUGCUAACGUGCCCGGCGAGGGGGAGCAUAAGAUCAUGGACUACAUCAGACGGCAGCGAGUCCAACCAGACCACGACCCAAACACACAGCACGUACUGUGCGGAGCUGACGCGGACCUGAUAAUGCUGGGCCUGGCCACCCACGAGCCCAACUUCACCAUAAUCCGUGAGGAGUUCAAACCCAACAAGCCUCGCCCCUGCGACGUUUGUGGACAGCUCGGACACGAAAUGAAGGAAUGUACAGGCACGAAUCCAGACGCGUCUCUAGUAAGAUCAGACCCAGCGUUCGGAAACCAGGACAAUUUCAUCUUUGUCCGGCUGAGCGUCCUCCGGGAGUACUUGGAGAGGGAGCUGCAGAUGCCAGACCUCCCGUUCCCUUAUGACUUCGAGAGGGCCCUCGAUGACUGGGUGUUCAUGUGCUUCUUCGUGGGCAACGACUUCUUGCCACAUCUACCCAGUUUGGAGAUCCGCGAGGGCGCCGUAGACCGACUCGUGAACUUGUACAAGAAGUGUGUUUAUAAGACUAGAGGCUGGAUCACAGACUCGGGUGACGUGAAGCUGGAGCGAGUGCAGGUCAUAAUGACGGAGCUCGGCCACAUGGAGGACGAGAUCUUCAAGCGGCGACACCAGAACGAGAUCAGCUUCAAGGCCAGGGAGAAGAUGAAGAAGAGACAACAGCAACGCGUCAACUUUGAAAUGCUGGAGAAGACUCAGUUUGCGCCUAUGGCCGUCGGACAGAACCAGAACCAGAACAAGCCGCUGGAGAACGUACGACGUGAAGCUGCCAACAUGCGCGUCGCUGGCAUGCAAAACGAAGCAGCUCAAGAAUCAGAGAAUCGUGGCCGCAAGCGAUCAGCUCAGGCGGCGGGGCUGGAUGACGAGGAUGACGAUGACAAGAAUGACGAGGUGCGGCUCUGGGAGCAAGGGUUCAAGGAGAGGUACUACGAGAGCAAGUUCGAAGUCGCCAGGGAUAACCUCGAGUUCCGGUACCGCGUAGCCCUGCAGUACGUGCGCGGGCUGUGCUGGGUGCUCCGCUACUACUACCAGGGCUGCGCCAGCUGGAAGUGGUACUUCCCCUACCACUACGCACCCUUCGCCUCCGACUUUGUCAACAUCUGCGGCCUUUCCACCAAGUUCGAGGAGGGCACGCAACCUUUCCGCCCCUUAGAGCAGUUGAUGGGCGUGUUCCCGGCCGCCAGUUCCACGCAUGUGCCUAAACCCUGGGCGAAACUGAUGAGCGAUCCUUUUUCCCCAAUAAUCGACUUCUACCCGACGGACUUCAAGAUCGACUUGAACGGCAAGAAGUUCGCGUGGCAGGGCGUCGCUCUGCUGCCCUUCGUGGACGAGGAGCGACUCUUCAAGGCACUCGAACCUUACUACGACGACCUCACUGAGGCUGAGAAACAACGCAACAUCCGCGGUCACGACCGCCUCUACGUGGGCACGGCCAACGCCAGCUACUCGUUCCUGCUGGGCCUGUACUCCAGCGCUGGGGGCCGGCUGAGGCAGCUGAUUGAGGAAAAACACAAGUACCCAUACCGCUGCGACGGUGUCACCGGGGAUGUCAUGCUGAGCAGGGAUUGUGUGGUUAUUGGCGGCCAGCUGCCAUCUCCAGUGAUAGGUCUGCAGCCAGUACUGGGUAACCACGUGGUGUGCGUGAGGUUCGUGGACCCUGCCUACGACAAGGAGUUCCCGGCGCGACGGUUAGAGGGCGCUCAGCAGCCCCCAAGGGUACUCAAACCUGGAAACCUGUCCCAUGAGGAGAAUAGGAACUGGAGGCCGCAGAUUGGUAUGGUUCGCUCCAACACCAUCGCGAGCAUGGAGGAGGCGGGGCGCCGCAUGCUGGGCCACCACCUGCCCCGCAGCGGGGGCUACGCCACCAUACCGCCGCCGCAACAACAUCAUCGGUCACAAUCCUUCGGACCACGGCCUAGUGGAUAUGUGCCUUACCAGAACCAAGACCGCGGUCGCAGCUACAGCUCUAGUGGCCAGGAACAAGGUGGGGGUUACAACCGUAAUUACAACCAGGGCCCUCGCAACUAUGGGCAGAGAAACCAGGACUACAGCCAGAACAACCGCGGGUACCAGCAGAACCAAGGUCAUCAGUCGAAUCAAAGCUAUCACUCGAAUCAAGGUCAUCAGUCUAACCAGGGCAACCGAUCAGCGCCGAACAAAUACAGUUCCCAGAACAGAUUCAACUCUAGCAGUUCAGGCUACGGCCAAAACAGCAGCCAAGGAUACGAGUCACAGCAAUCAAAUCAGCCAAACCAGAGAUACGCGGGCAGCAUCACCAGCCAGGGAUACAGGUCUGCGAAUCAAGGGUAUUCCUCCAGCUCACAAGGUACACGGGACCCGAGGAGUAAAUAUAGUGAUAGGAGACAUCAAGGCGGGUCCUGGCACUAACAUAAUUAUAUUUUUAUAAUAAAUUGUAAGUAAAGAGAAAAUAGAUGUGCAUAUCUUGGUAAGUAAUCUGCCAAAAUGGCAGUAUUCGAGACGGCUCUGCUGCACACACGUUCAUGUAUGUGCGCAAUCUAUAAACACAAAUUUGAGGAAAUUAAAAAAUAGCCAAGUUUAGUCCCCAUUUAAAUAAUUUACUAAUUCAAAUCUUCUUAAUGAAUCCGUAGAGGAGUUACUUUACUUGAAAAGGAUAUUUAAUGUAUUUGUAUAUCUUGUGUUGUAUGAAACAAUGGCUAAAUGACGAAAGAUAUUAUAUGUUAUUUAUGGAAAAUAC
This is a messenger RNA of Spodoptera exigua (beet armyworm), 3454 nucleotides long. The record is from the annotation of a GenBank genome assembly. NCBI's taxonomy places the organism in Eukaryota, Metazoa, Arthropoda, Insecta, Lepidoptera, Noctuidae.